This is a messenger RNA of Syngnathoides biaculeatus (alligator pipefish), 1994 nucleotides long. RefSeq names its product myogenic factor 5 (gene myf5). Bases 1012 to 1788 code for a protein of 258 amino acids. Gene Ontology annotation, molecular function: protein dimerization activity; RNA polymerase II cis-regulatory region sequence-specific DNA binding; DNA-binding transcription factor activity, RNA polymerase II-specific. The transcript is spliced from 3 exons. The record is from RefSeq and is a predicted model, not a curated record. Lineage: Eukaryota; Metazoa; Chordata; Actinopteri; Syngnathiformes; Syngnathidae. Gene Ontology annotation, biological process: regulation of transcription by RNA polymerase II; positive regulation of myoblast differentiation; muscle organ development.
ACCUCUGACCCCUGACAACAACAACAAGGCAGCCAGGCUCGGCAGCGCGCAUGCGCAAAAGCCCCGACCGCGACUCCGCCGCUUUUUCGCCUCAUUUAAGCUUUGCCCUCCUCUCCUUCUGAAGCCGCGACGCGCGUUUGAUCGCCGACGCCGCCGAUGCGUUCGUCAGCUGUGCGGGAGCAAUUCGGGGGUGUCGCCGUGUUGUUUUAGAAACAACAGUGUCUUGUUUUGAAAGGGCCGUACAAGAUAAGCUUUGCGGCGUCGGCCAGUGAAGGAAAUGAGGGCCGAAGAAGCGGCGUUUUCAAGCGCCGCCAUCUGUGCGACGCCAGCCAGAGGUGACGGCUCAAGUUUGGCCGAAGGAGGAGGAAAAAGUGUGGCGAGCGCAAUGAAGGCUCCGCUAACACCCGGGCCGACGAGUGCCGAGGUGUCGGCUUGAAAUGCGACGCCUUUGCCCCGGCGCAGCUGCAGCAAGUGUCGCCGACGUCUUCGUAACGUUCACGUUUGGUCGCUUAAGGCGUUGAUUCCCAACAACUGUGGCCAAAUUUCAAAUUUCAAUUUUCAGAAAAUAGUUAUUCAUUGAUGGUGAAACACCGCAUCGCUUUGCGGUUGGGCAAAUUAAUCUGUUCGGGACUUGGGUAUGCCAACAAAAUAACGGAUCUUUGUUGAUGUGGUUCUGCUCGCGAUGUACAGUCCAGUGACGGGCAGAACACUUCAAUCCUCCUUGGUCGGUUGCAGAAGGUACAUGACUAAGAUGCGCAGUGGGGAUUUUUCUUGAAGCGGCAGCGACGGGCUCGCGAGGGGGUCCGAGUGGGCCCGCAGUGGGAAAAGAUCAGCGAGGGCAGAUGUGGGAAUGUCAGCCGGCAGGGCACAGGGGGGUGCGAGGAGGGAUGGGGCAGGGCCAACGGGCCACGGUAAUUAGAUCUGGCCAAUGUGGGCCCCGGGGCAUAAAAGGGGGGUCUGUGGGCAGCAGACCCCUCACAUCCCUCAGAGGUCACCUCAACUCCCAAAAGCAUGGACGUCUUCUCUCCGUCCCAGCUGUACUACGCGCCUCCGUCCCCGGACGCCCUCCGUCCGGGGGCCGACGACGACUCCGACUCGGACGAGCACGUCCGGGAGCCCGGCGCGCUGCCGCACCAGCCGGGCCGCUGCCUCCAGUGGGCUUGCAAGGCCUGCAAGCGCAAGUCCAGCUUCGUGGACCGCCGGCGCGCCGCCACCAUGCGCGAGCGCCGCCGCCUCAAGAAAGUCAACCACGCCUUCGAGGCCCUGCGCCGCUGCACCUCGGCCAACCCCAGCCAGCGCCUGCCCAAGGUGGAGAUCCUGCGCAACGCCAUCCAGUACAUCGAGAGCCUCCAGGAGCUCCUCCGGGAGCAGGUGGACCACUACUACAGCGGCUCCGAGCCGGGGAGCCCACUGUCCAGCUGCUCCGACGGCCUGACGGACGGCAACAGUCCAGUGUGGCCGCAGCUCAACUACAGCAGUCCUUAUCCCUACGCAAAGAACGGUGAGAGCACUUCCUUCCGCGACCCCGCGGCACCUUUUCCAGUGCCACUAAACAAUCUCUGCCUGCAGAGAGUUUUCCCGACAAGGCGGAGGGAGCGUCCAGCCUGCAGUGCCUGUCCAGCAUCGUGGACCGGCUGUCCACGCCGGAGUCGGGUCGCCGCCCCGCCCGAGCCGUCCCCUCGCCCGCCGGCUCGCCCGACUCGCAGCCCUACACGCCGGGUAGCCCCGUCUACCACGUCCUGUGAGGAACGCCGAGCAGUUGUUGUUGUUUUUUUGUACAGUACGUGAUGAAAUUGUAAAUAUGAAAUGUAAAUGCUCAUUUAUUGCCACACUCAUUAAAUAUUUUCCCGUUUUUGCUAAAGAACUCUGCUGUGCUUUCUGUCAAAGUCAAAGCAAUGAACAUCAUUUUGUGGAGCUUGCACAGUGAAUCGUGACAUUUUUUGCAUCUGUGCGCGUUUGAGGGCCAACCGCUUGUCCUUAUUUGUUUUUCCCGA